Diatraea saccharalis (sugarcane borer) is the source of this 1455-nucleotide messenger RNA. The record is from the annotation of a GenBank genome assembly. NCBI's taxonomy places the organism in Eukaryota, Metazoa, Arthropoda, Insecta, Lepidoptera, Crambidae.
GCAGUUGUUUUCGCGCGCUUUUCAUGUACACUUCGAUUGUUUGAUAAAAAAAAUUGGUGAACCGCGAAUGUAUUCUUCAAAAUGUCAGUGUUAGUUAUAUUUUUAUUUUGCCACAUAUUCGGUACUUUGGCAGCGUGGCCGUCACAUAUAGACAUCAACAGAGUGAAACUGCUCACGAACAAGACUCCACACUCCACAAAUCAAGGCAAAAAUUAUGUGGGCUAUCAAUAUAAAAGAAGCAAUAAUUAUGACAAUUAUAGCAGCAGGUACUCUGGUGGUUUUUCCUCGAAUUCCCCCGAAACCAUAAAAGUGUAUGAACCAAGGGAAGACCCGCGACUAUUCUACCAAUCUGAUUCGUAUAUUAAAGAGAGUAAUAAUAAAAAUAUAAACAGGACAGUAUCAGAGAUAUAUCCUGGGCGAGAAGUAGUAAGGCCAGACGAAUUUCGAAGUCAUUCGUUACCAAUAUUCGCUGAUGAACGAAAUUCCAACUUAAUUGACUCGGGCUUCAACAAUUUUUGUAUACGAUGUCCACAUGACAGAACAAUAAUAGCUAAGCCAGGAUCCGAUAGGGUUAUGCUGCAAUCACCUACUUUGUUAACCUGUUCCGGCUUAAUUGCUCCAAAAGAAGCGCGCUUCUCAACCGUUUAUGGACCACAGUUUGGAGCCUUAAUAGAAAAUGGAUCACAUAUGAUUAUUGGACGUAUUUCAUACGGAAGCAAAAUUCUGAAAAUGUGUAAAAUGCAAGUGCACGUAAUGUUACACGAUUGUCCAGUACCUAGCUAUUUGGUUUCCCGUUGUGACGAGAAAAAUAAAUUAUGCAAGUUCACGUGUCGAGAUCCAAGUUUAGAGUUGCAUGGACAAACAUCACUAUCUUGCGGUGAUAAAGUUAAUGGAAUGUGGAAUGGAAAACUCCCUGUAUGCAAAGUUCGAAGCUGGUGUUUAGCGCCGACGCCACCAGAACAUGGACAUCUCAGCUGCAAAGGGACCACCAUUGGUGGUUCUAAUCUAUCAGAAGGGUCCAUAUGUCGAGUCCACUGCCCACGCGGCUGGCACUGGAGCCCGAGGGCAGCCACCGUGUGCAGAAGAGGAGCUUGGACUUAUAACCUAACUUGUCAACUGAAGAAAAGGCGACGCCAUUGAUGUAAAAUUGUAAUAAUAAGAAGAAAUUAUAAAAAAUAGGAAUCUAUGUUAAUUUGUUAAAAAGAGUAUUAGUAAUCAUUAUUUUUGAUAAAAAUUUGCAAACACAAUGCCAUAAAUAUCGAUAUUUUUAUAUGUUAAAGAAACAGUAAACUUACUCUGCUAUUCUAUAAUAAAAACUCAAUGUCGAGUAUAGGUAUCACAGAACAUAUAGAGAGAUGUUCUGUGAUAGGUAUGGAAUUUAAAGGAUUUUGAUCUAUCUUAUACAUGCGUCUAAUUAACUAUAACAAUUAUAAUUAAUUAUAUUCAGUUUUUAGA